GGAGUUGGGGAUGUCCUACAAACCCAUCGCCCCCGCCCCCAGCAGCACCCCCGGCUCCAGCACCCCUGGGCCCGGCACCCCGGUCCCUAUAGCCGGAAGUGUCCCAUCGCCGUCGGGCUCGGUGCCAGGAGCCGCUGCCCCUUUCAGACCACUGUUUAACGACUUUGGACCACCCUCCAUGGGCUAUGUGCAGGCAAUGAAACCACCUGGCGCCCAGGGCUCCCAGAGCACUUACACCGACCUGCUGUCGGUCAUAGAGGAGAUGGGCAAAGAGAUCUGGCCCACCUAUGCUGGCAGCAAGAGCGCCAUGGAUCGCCUGAAGAGAGGCAUCAGCCAUGCCCGGGCCCUAGUCAGAGAGUGCCUGGCAGAGACAGAGCGGAACGCCCACACGUAACAGGAUCGACUCCGUCUCAGCAUCUGGACCUUUCCUGGCCACUGCAGAGCACCUGCUUCUCCCUGGCCUUCACCCUGAGUUGCACUUCCCAUCCUGGGCUUCCUGUCCUGUGUCCUUUGGUGGUUGCCCUCCAGGAACCAGUGGGCGGCUCUCACUCCAGUCGGCAGCACUAACUGGAAACCCCCAAAAGAGUUAGCAGCGAGGUCAC
Messenger RNA from Balaenoptera musculus (blue whale), 602 nucleotides. Its product is annotated as cyclin-dependent kinase 2-associated protein 2-like. NCBI's taxonomy places the organism in Eukaryota, Metazoa, Chordata, Mammalia, Artiodactyla, Balaenopteridae. The record is from RefSeq and is a predicted model, not a curated record. Gene Ontology annotation, cellular component: nucleus; microtubule; cytoplasm. Gene Ontology annotation, biological process: regulation of microtubule cytoskeleton organization; negative regulation of G1/S transition of mitotic cell cycle.